This is a messenger RNA of Marasmius oreades (fairy-ring Marasmius), 1969 nucleotides long. RefSeq lists its product as uncharacterized. The coding region runs from base 65 to 1531 and encodes 488 amino acids. The record is from RefSeq and is a predicted model, not a curated record. Gene Ontology annotation, biological process: adenylate cyclase-modulating G protein-coupled receptor signaling pathway. Lineage: Eukaryota; Fungi; Basidiomycota; Agaricomycetes; Agaricales; Marasmiaceae. Gene Ontology annotation, molecular function: GTPase activity; guanyl nucleotide binding; G-protein beta/gamma-subunit complex binding. Gene Ontology annotation, cellular component: heterotrimeric G-protein complex. The transcript has 15 exons.
UUGAUAAUGAACAUCCUUCUCUCUCUCUCUUACCUUCAUCUCCCGACCCCUUGAGGUUGACCUAAUGAUGCGAUCUUUUGAAGACGAUCCCCUCACUCGAGCCAUUCUCCCACCUCUAAACGAAUCCCCCGAAGCGCGUCAUGCAAGAGAGCGAGCCGAGGCUGAAGCCAAGAACAUCAGUGACGAGAUUGAUGAACAGAUCAGGAGGGAGCGAGAGAGUGAUAGGAGGAAGAAGAAGCCAGUUAAGCUACUUCUACUAGGUCAAAGUGAAAGUGGAAAAACUGCAACACUGAAGAACUUUCAACUUACGUAUGGCCACAAGGAAUGGGCGCAAGAACGUUCAGCGUGGAAGAUGGUUAUAUUCUUCAAUCUCGUCAGGAAUGUCAACACUAUCAUGGACAUUUUGGCUCGCGAAAUGUCUAAUUCCGCACACGCAACAGACAGCGAUGAAUCAUCGGACGAAGCACGAUUUGGCAACUCUCCGCUGGCAUUCAAAGAAAAGCAUCGACUGCUGAAACUCCGAUUGGGCCCACUCCGUCGAAUACAAACAGACCUUGAGCGGCGUCUCGGAUCUAGUGCUGUCGAGCCUGUCUCCACUUCAGUGUACACAGCCGCCCCUUUCGGAAACAGUACACGCUCCGAUGGCGGGACGCUCCGACAUGAAUUCUACAUUAAUUCCAAUAAUGGCUGGAAAUCUGCACUUGACAAGGUCAAAGUGACCAUGCGUCCCGGGCGGGCUGAUAUUGCAUCUGACUCGCUUCGCAAAAUACGUGGUGUCGACGAUGAGAUUUCCGAAGUGAUCGCUGGGUGUAGAGAUGAUAUGAAGGCAAUAUGGGAAGAUACGACCAUUCGUAAGAUGUUGACAGUUACCAAGACGAAAAUGGAAGAGUCUCCGGGAUUCUUCCUUAAUGAUGUUGAACGAAUCGCAGUGAACGAUUAUGAGCCGACAGACGACGAUAUCAUCCGUGCACGGUUGAGAACAUUAGGAGUGCAAGAGUAUAGAAUAACUUUCGAUCACGGUCGAUCGGUAGGUCAGGAAUGGCGGUUAUAUGACGUUGGGGGUACUCGAAGCUGUCGCGCCGCCUGGUAUCCGUAUUUUGAAGACGUACAUGCCAUCAUUUUCCUUGCUCCAAUCUCGUGUUUUGACGAAAAAUUAGCUGAGGACCGGCGGAUAAACCGACUGGAAGACAGCUAUCUCCUGUGGCGCUCGGUUUGUUCAUGCCAGUUACUCGCCCGGACUCAACUUAUUUUAUUCUUAAACAAAACCGAUCUGCUAGAGAAAAAGCUAAUGGGUGGUGUUCGAGUACGAGACCAUGUUCCUAGCUUUGGGGAUCGCAACAAUGAUCUUCCUUCGGCCGCAAGAUAUUUCCAAGCACACUUCCGCGAUAUCUUGAAACAACAUUCACCUAUCCAGCGUCCAUUUAUUGUUCAUCUUACCUCUGUCAUCGAUACCCGUGCCACUGCAGUCACAUUAGCGGCUGUGGAGGAAUCCGUUCUACGCCACAAUCUGCGCCGCGCCGAUCUCAUGUAAAGGCAGUCUGGCGUUGAUGAUGUUCUAUGGUUCGCUUCAGUGCGCGCUCGUUGUUUUGUGGGUUGGUGUCCUUAUCGAUCUAUACUACUGUUCCCGCUUGCUUGCUGCGUUCCGACAUUCCUUUUUGCUGUCGCACUAAUUGUAACACUAGAAAUUUCGAGCUUUUCAGGCCAUGAUGAUAUGGACUUUUUUACAUCGUUGUUCGCUUUUUGAACUUGCACUUCUUCAGAUAUCAUUCAUCUUUGAAGAGUUUUGUCUAUCUUAUACUUUGCAUUUCUUUCAUUUAUUCGAUCAUGUCGUUUGCUCGCAAGACCUAUUUAUGUACUAUACGAUAUCUUUAUCUUUCCCUGUUAUUGUAUCUCCACAUAACAUUGAUUUACUCGCUAUUAUUUAUGAUAUCUGUACUCUAAAUGAUACUUGAAACCGCUCGUUUCACAA